Neopsephotus bourkii (Bourke's parrot) is the source of this 759-nucleotide messenger RNA. It is a transcript of the gene FGFBP3, whose product is annotated as fibroblast growth factor binding protein 3. Gene Ontology annotation, molecular function: growth factor binding. The record is from RefSeq and is a predicted model, not a curated record. The coding region runs from base 222 to 740 and encodes 172 amino acids. Lineage: Eukaryota; Metazoa; Chordata; Aves; Psittaciformes; Psittacidae. The transcript is spliced from 2 exons. Gene Ontology annotation, biological process: cell-cell signaling.
AUUGAUAACCCCCGUGCCCGGCCCCUCCGCCGCAGCCGGAGAGAGCCGACCGCCGCGCAGGGGUGUCCGCGGGCACCUGCACCCACACCGGAGCACACUGUGAGCGCCCCAGGGACAGAGCGGAGAACACCGGGGUGCAGAAGAUGCGGAGGGCCGGCUGGCUCCGCGCAGGAGCGCUGCGUCGCUGAGGCACCGGAGGAGGUUCCCGCGGCCCCGAAGAGAUGAGGCUGCCCCUGGCCCUGCUGGCCCUAGUCGCCCUCGGGGCCGCCGCCGGCGGGACGGGCCGGGAGGCGGAGGAGGUGGCGCAGGCGGGGCGGUUCUCCACGCCGGAGCAGCACCGGUGCAGCUGGGAGCUGCUGUCCGCGGCGGGGGCCAGCGAGCUGCGCCUGAGCUGCAGGCCCGCGGGUGGCGGGGCGGCGCGGAGCUGCGCCUACCGCGGGGAGCCCAGGCGCUGCCCCGCAUACAGCGCCCGCAGCCGGCAGUACUGGCGGCAGAUCCUGGGCAGGCUGCGGCGGCGGCGGCACCCCUGCGCCCGGGGCAGCCCGCUCACCGCCCGCCUCUGCGGCCCGGGCCGGGCGCCGCCCGAGGCGCAGCUCCGCCUCAUGCCGGGCCCCGGCCCCGGCUCCGCCACUACCCCACCGGCCGCCACCGCAGAGCCCAGCCAGGACCCGGCGGAGACCUACUGCGCCGAGCGGUGGCACUCGCUGUGCAGCUUCUUCGUCGGCUUCUGGGAGGGCUGAGCCGCGCCCGACCCCCGCG